Messenger RNA from Sporothrix brasiliensis 5110, 1680 nucleotides. Its product is annotated as cop9 signalosome complex subunit 12. Gene Ontology annotation, biological process: poly(A)+ mRNA export from nucleus; transcription elongation by RNA polymerase II; post-transcriptional tethering of RNA polymerase II gene DNA at nuclear periphery. Gene Ontology annotation, cellular component: transcription export complex 2. The record is from RefSeq and is a predicted model, not a curated record. The coding region runs from base 1 to 1680 and encodes 559 amino acids. Gene Ontology annotation, molecular function: double-stranded DNA binding; RNA binding. The transcript has 2 exons. Lineage: Eukaryota; Fungi; Ascomycota; Sordariomycetes; Ophiostomatales; Ophiostomataceae.
AUGUCGCUGAGCACGCAGUUCCUCAGCAGCAUCCUCGGCUUCAUCAAGAAGCAGGACGGCGCCUCGCUGCGCCUCUGGCUGCGCGUCGAGCCCGAUGCCCCGACGCAGUAUCUGCAGCUGGGCCAGGAGCUGCGCACGCAGUUCCGCGGCGAUGCGUCGAUCCACAGCCUCGUCGAGAAGUGCCUGCCGCUCCGCAGCGACGACGGCGACGGCGGCGGUGGCGCGCCGUGGCUGAGCUUCAUUCUGUUCAUGAAGGACUACAUGCUGUACUGGCGCGACGUCAAUUUUGACGAUCUUCCGGCACUAUACGCUCUGCUGAGUGGGCUACUGACAUCUUGCGCCACUGCGUUUACGCACCCCUCCGGGCCCGUGAUGCUCGAGACCAGCGUGGCCAUCUGCGAGGCAUUGGCCAAGCUGGCGAUGGUCAUGCACCACCGCCCGGACCUGACGCGCCGCAUGCAGCCGUCGGCAGCAGCUGGUGGCGCUGGCGGCGGAGGUACGGCCGCUGGCGGCGGCGGUGAUGAAGAGCGCAAGUCGCUCGUCGAGAGCACCGCCGACGCCAUCCAGAAGGUCUGCACGGCGUGCGUCACCGACCGCGGCAGCGCCCGCUUCGCCCGCCCCGAGGGCCGCCGCGUCGCCGUGUACCGGCUGGCCAAUCUCGUCCUCAAGCUGCUCUUUGCCGGCGACAAGGCCCGCUGGGCCGCGCAGAUGUUUACCAACAUCACCAACACGGGUCCGCCGCUCGCCUUCUACCCGGCCGCCCAGCGCGUCACCUACCUCUAUUAUCUGGGUCGCUUCCACCUCGAGAACAACCACUUCCAGCGCGCCGCCCUCUGCCUCGAGGCCGCCUACCGCCAGACCCCGCCCGCCUGCCGCCGCCACCGCCGCCUCAUCCUCACCUACCUCAUCCCCGCCAACCUGCUGCUCGGCAUCUUCCCCUCGGCUGCGCUGCUGCUGCGCCCCGAGGCCGCCGACGAGCUGCGGCCCGUGUUUGCGCCCAUGGCGGCCGCCGUGCGCCAGGGCAACUUUGCUGCCUUCCAGGCCACCCUCCACGAGCACGAAGCCUGGCUCGUGCGCCGCCGCCUGCUGCUGACCCUCGCGUACCGCAUGCGCCCGCUGCUGUGGCGCUCCCUGGUCCGCCGCGUGUUUCUGCUCACCUAUGUGCCGCCGCCCAACAGCGACGCCGUCGUGUCGUCGGCCGCCACCGCGGCGCGCGGCCGCGCCGCGCCGACGCUCGACCUAGCAGACGUGCUCGCCGCUGCCACACUGGCACAGCACCAGAUCGAGGGCUACGCGCCCGUCGCACCCACGCCGCGGCCGCGCGCCGAGCACACAAACACACUCUUUAUGCGGGCGGUCGCCAACAACGCCAACGCGGCGAGAAGCACAGUCGCGGUGCCCCCCUCCGGCGUGCGCAAGCUGCGGCCCAGCGAGGGCAUGGUGUGGGGCAACCUGCCGGUGACCAUGGCCGACGUCGAGAGCGUGGUGUCGUCCUUGGCGGCACAGGGCCUGAUGCACGGCUUCGUCGCCCACGCCGCUCACAAGUUUGCCGUUGUGGGCGCCAAGGCCAAGGGUGCCGUCCUGGCCGGCUUCCCGCCCGUCGCUGAGGUGAUGCGAGAGCAGCUACAGCAGAGCGAUGUCGAUAUAAACAGCGUGCCGGCCUGGGUCAAGGCACCGUGA